Aspergillus nidulans FGSC A4 is the source of this 543-nucleotide messenger RNA. Its product is annotated as ankyrin repeat domain-containing protein. The record is from RefSeq and is a predicted model, not a curated record. The coding region runs from base 1 to 543 and encodes 180 amino acids. The transcript has a single exon. NCBI's taxonomy places the organism in Eukaryota, Fungi, Ascomycota, Eurotiomycetes, Eurotiales, Aspergillaceae.
AUGUCCUUCAAUAACUUUGACAUCACAGCCAACGAAUUCGAGCACGCCUGCGAAACCGGUGAUGCCGCCUUUAUAGCUGACAUCCUUGACUCCCGCACCAGUCCACGAAUCGACCAGCGCAAGCCGCUCAUGGCUGCUAUACUCAACAACCACGUCGAGAUCGUCAGGCUCCUGCUGAGCCGCGGUGAACCAGACGAGUGUCUUGCUGUCACAGCGGAUGAACGAGCAUUAUCGCUGGAAGCGUCUGAUAUCACUGGCAGCCUGCAGUUUGCGGCGAUGCAUGGAAAGAUAGACGUUGUUGAAGCGUUGCUAAGGAUGGGAAUCGCCGUCAAUUGUGUUGACAGGGCUGGACGGACCGCGCUAGGGUUCGCGGCGAGGGCCGGCAAAAUCGACGUUGUCAGAUUGCUUGUUGAGGCUGGGGCUAGUUUGACCAAAGUCGAUAAGGAGGGGAUGACGGCAUUAGACCAUGCUGCGGCUGCAGUGGAGAUCGAAAUUAUUGACUUUAUAAGGGGGGAGAUGAGAAAGGGCAAGGCAAAGGUCUAG